AAGUGACUGAUUGCGACUUGAUAAAUUCUUCACUUGGAAAUCUGUGACCUGUCGGCUGAUCUACAGCAUGGCUGCCCCUUCACCGUCACAACCUGCUGUCAGUGAUGCAGUCACGAGAGAACAGAAGCAGGCACAAACGACGGCAAUCCACCCUGCUAAAGAGCCCAAGAUAGCUCAUGGCGCUGAUGCUGCGCUACAUCUGCUCAAAGAGACUGGAGGUCUUCGCCGACCUGUUGAUCCUGAAGCCAGCAAACGUCUGCUGCGGAAGAUCGACCUGCACAUCAUGCCGCUGAUCUGCAUCGUUUAUUUCUUGCAAUACAUUGAUAAGACUGCUAUAUCCUACGCCUCCGUUACUGGCAUCAUCGAGAGCACCGGCUUACAUGGCAACCAAUUUAACUGGGUGGCAUCAAUUUUCUUUUUUGGACAGCUCGCAUUCGAGUUCCCUACCAUCCGUCUUAUACAGCUCUUCCCGCUUGCGAAAUACGUCGCCGUCAAUGUAACCAUCUGGGGCGCCGUACUAGCUUCCCUGGCAGCCUGCAAAUCCUAUGCCUCGCUUUUGGCUUGCCGCUUUCUUCUCGGCGCUGCAGAAGCUGCAGUAGUACCUGCCUGGGUCAUAUUCACGUCACAAUGGUACACUCGUAAUGAACAAGCCUUCCGUGUAGGCAUCUGGUUCUCCGUCUGUGGUGCUGCCCAGAUGUUCGGGGGCUACUUCGCCUAUGGGGUAGCCAACCAUGUCGGCGGUGACGCAAGCGCUGCACUUCGAGGAUGGCAGAUCAUUUUCCUCUUCCUGGGUCUUCUUACAGCAGUUGUGGGUGUCAGCUUCUGGUUCAUCAUGCCUGACUCGCCCGAGUUCGCUGGCUUUCUCACCCCAGAGGAGAAGAGUCUACAUAUCGAACGUAUCCGUGGCAACAUCCAAGGCAUUGGUAGUCGAACUUUCAAAUGGGAUCAAUUCUGGGAGGCCGUCCAGGAUCCAAUGACCUGGCUCUACGCAUUCUGGAUUUUCGCUGCGAACAUUCCCAAUUCGAUCGCGACGUCUUUCGGUAACAUCCUGGUCAAGGGCAUGGGCUACACCUCAAAAGAAUCACUGCUGCUUGUCACACCUCUCGGUGCAUACGAGAUCGUGGUACUGGUCGGUCUGACGUUCGUCGCCAUGAAGACUGAACAACGCCUCUACGCCUGUAUCGCGGGCCAUAUACCAGCCAUCAUCGGCGCUAUUCUCAUGGCAACAACGAAUAAAGUGCCUGCAUUAAUUGGAUACUACUUCUCGGGCGGCAUCCCGAUCGGCUGGACGACGAUUCUUGGUCUACAAGCGUCCAACGUCGCGGGCAGUACCAAAAAGAUCACCGUCAGUAUCAUCGGCACAAUUGCAUACACCAUCGGCAACAUCAUCUCUCCGCAGACAUUCCAGAGUAAGGACGCACCGAGGUAUCUGCCUGCGAAGAUCAGCAUCGUCAUUCUGUACGUUUUGAUCACCAUAGAUUUGGUCUUGAUGAGGUGGCUCUUUGUCCGCCGUAAUCGGCAGAGAGAGGAAGAGAAGAGUGCGAAGGGUGAGGAAUGGAAAGUCGAAGAGAACCAUGAGUUCCUAGAUCAGACGGAUUUCGAGAACAGGGAGUUUAGAUACGUCUUGUAGACAGCCAUGGGAAGGAACACUGCUUUGGGUGUGCACGUUUAACCAUCAAUCAACAAGUGCACUUACAAAUGGUGUGGCUCAAUCAAGGGGCUCGUUGUGACUCAUAUGAUUCAACGUACAAAACCCCCUGUUUGUGUCUGGCAUCCUGAACCUUUCUUUCGUACGAGCGGCAUUGUACUCGGAAAGUGGGUAAAGCUCAACU
Molecule: messenger RNA, 1832 nt
Organism: Boeremia exigua
Lineage: Eukaryota; Fungi; Ascomycota; Dothideomycetes; Pleosporales; Didymellaceae
Product: major facilitator superfamily transporter
Exons: 2
Coding region: 68-1630 (520 amino acids)
Biological process (GO): allantoate transport; tripeptide transport; transmembrane transport
Cellular component (GO): plasma membrane
Molecular function (GO): dipeptide transmembrane transporter activity; allantoate transmembrane transporter activity
Source: RefSeq, a predicted model, not a curated record